Messenger RNA from Brassica oleracea var. oleracea, 1039 nucleotides. Its product is annotated as ethylene-responsive transcription factor ERF025-like. Bases 94 to 807 code for a protein of 237 amino acids. The transcript has a single exon. NCBI's taxonomy places the organism in Eukaryota, Viridiplantae, Streptophyta, Magnoliopsida, Brassicales, Brassicaceae. Gene Ontology annotation, biological process: regulation of DNA-templated transcription. The record is from RefSeq and is a predicted model, not a curated record. Gene Ontology annotation, molecular function: DNA-binding transcription factor activity; DNA binding.
UAUAAACACAUAUUGAUCCAAAAAAGCUGAACACAGACACUUUAGUAAGUUUAAUUAUCAGACAGAAGUUUAAGCUUCUUUGUGUUUCUAAAUAUGUCGAACACUAGCGAUUCUCCGACCACCGGGAAUAAACAAACGACGACGUUUCCUCUAGCUUCAGUCGCAUUGCCUUCCAAAACUUCUGAUCAUCAGUCUCCUCAAUCUUCUCCAGGCUCAUCUUCUUCCCCAUCUCCGACACCAAGACCUUCUCACUCCGCCGGUGGAUCUUCCACGAAGAGAACGACGACCGGAUUAUCCGGCCGGCACUCUUUUCUCAGGGGGAUUCGGCUACGGAACGGAAAAUGGGUGUCGGAGAUUCGAGAGCCGCGUAAAACGACGCGAAUUUGGCUCGGGACUUAUCCGGUACCGGAGAUGGCUGCCGCCGCUUACGACGUUGCGGCGCUGGCUCUGAAAGGCCCCGACGCCGUUUUGAAUUUUCCUGGUUUGGCUUUGACGUAUGUGGCUCCUGCUUCGAACUCUGCUGCGGAUAUAAGAGCUGCCGCCGCGAGAGCCGCCGAGAUGAAGCAACCGGACCCGGGUGGAGUCGAGAAGGUAAUGGAACCGGGUCAACCCGGAAGGGAGGAGGAGGAAAAAGCAAUGCUUUCUUCGUUGGAGUUUAUGGACGAGGAAGCCAUGUUGGAUAUGCCGAAUUUGUUGACGGAGAUGGCGGAAGGGAUGCUGAUGAGCCCACCGAGAAUGAUAAAUCCGACGAUGGAGGAUGAUUCGCCGGAGAAUCAUGAAGGAGAUAGUCUCUGGAGUUACAAAUGAUUAAUCUAAGCUGUCUUUUUCUUCUUCUCUCUUCUUUUUCAGGUCCUAAGAGAUUUUUUUUUUUGUUUUUUUUUUUUGCUUUUUGGGUCGUUGUUGUUGACAUUCAAAAUAGGUUAUUAAGAUCUAUUAUGUUGCAUGCUGAAUCGCUCUGUGAUUGUUAUAUUUUUUCUACUUUUUCCUUAAAGACUUAUGAUUUAUAUGAGGCUAAUAUAGUUACACAAUUAAAAUAUUU